CUGGCCAUUGAGCAGAGACCUGGGUCGGCAUAUAAUGCUGUCGGAAAGUCCUAUCUGUACCCUAAGAAUCUUUUCAAAUAAGCGCUUAUCAUGUCUGGAAGAGGAAAGACCGGAGGUAAAGCAAGGGCGAAGGCCAAGACCAGGUCAUCCCGUGCCGGGCUCCAGUUCCCCGUUGGCCGUGUGCACAGACUUCUUCGCAAGGGCAACUAUGCUCAUCGCGUCGGAGCCGGGGCUCCGGUCUACCUGGCGGCCGUGCUUGAGUAUCUGACCGCUGAGAUCCUCGAGUUGGCCGGCAAUGCUGCCCGCGACAACAAGAAGACCCGCAUCAUCCCCCGCCAUCUGCAGCUGGCCGUCCGCAAUGACGAGGAGCUCAACAAACUCCUCGGUGGAGUGACCAUCGCUCAGGGCGGUGUGCUGCCUAACAUCCAGGCCGUCCUUCUGCCCAAGAAGACCGAGAAGCCCGCCAAGAAGUAAAUCAGAAACCCUACAAACCAAAGGCUCUUUUAAGAGCCAACCAAAUAUUCUC
This is a messenger RNA of Gadus chalcogrammus (walleye pollock), 526 nucleotides long. RefSeq names its product histone H2A. Gene Ontology annotation, cellular component: nucleosome. NCBI's taxonomy places the organism in Eukaryota, Metazoa, Chordata, Actinopteri, Gadiformes, Gadidae. The record is from RefSeq and is a predicted model, not a curated record. Gene Ontology annotation, molecular function: DNA binding; structural constituent of chromatin; protein heterodimerization activity. The coding region runs from base 91 to 474 and encodes 127 amino acids. The transcript has a single exon.